GGGUUCGUGCCCGGCCGAUGGCUAAGAUGGCGACUCCCAUGCAUCGUUUGAUUGCUCGGAGACAAGCAGAGGCAAAUAAACAACAUGUAAGGUGUCAGAAAUGUUUGGAAUUUGGACACUGGACAUAUGAAUGUACAGGGAAAAGAAAAUAUCUGUAUAGACCAUCACGGACAGCAGAAUUUAAAAAAGCACUUAAAGAAAAAGAGAACCAGCUACUACAACAAAGUUCCGGAGAAUGUACUACAGAUAAAAAGAGCAAGAAAAAAAGGUCUAAAAGUGUGACAAGUUCCAGCAGCGGCAGCAGCAUCACCUCAGCUAGCGAGUCUUCAUCAGAGAGCGAUGACUCCUCCUCCUCCUCCUCGUCAGAUGACAGUGAUAGUGAUGAAAGCACAUCCAGUUCUUCGUCUUCUCCAUCAUCCAGUAGUUCUUCUAGUUCUUCUGACUUUGAAACAGAGUCAAGUUCUUCCAGCAGCAGCAGCAGCAGCAGCACAGACAGCAGCACAGACGAUGAACCACCAAAGAAAAAGAAGAAGAACAAUUUAGUGCGAUGCUAGGACUAUGGUGGCAGUAAAAAAAUAACUCGCGUCGAAAAUGCAUAAUGGCCAAACUAAACUAACCGGUUGUCUGUUUUUACAGUUGUAAAACGGUAUUUGUUUUUACAUAGUAGUUGAUAGGCCAUACGCUGUUAAAUGGCAAGUAAUACUUACUGAAAGAGUAUUUUUGUGGAUUACUGUUUAAUAGGGAAUGCUACCUUUUUUCUUAAU
Protobothrops mucrosquamatus (brown spotted pit viper) is the source of this 764-nucleotide messenger RNA. RefSeq names its product zinc finger CCHC-type containing 10 (gene ZCCHC10). Lineage: Eukaryota; Metazoa; Chordata; Lepidosauria; Squamata; Viperidae. Gene Ontology annotation, molecular function: zinc ion binding; nucleic acid binding. The transcript has 4 exons. Bases 18 to 554 code for a protein of 178 amino acids. The record is from RefSeq and is a predicted model, not a curated record.